AUGACUCAACUCAACUUCGUCACCCUCGAUGUCUUCACAUCAACACCAUAUUCAGGCAACCCGCUGGCCGUAGUCUUCCUCCCAGAAGAUGAGUCCAAGGCUCUAACCCAAAGCCAAAAGCAAACCAUCGCCCGUGAAUUCAACCUGUCGGAGAGUAUCUUCGUGCACCCAGUCCGCGAGAACUCCAAGCGAACCAUCGACAUUUUCACCACAGACUGUGAAAUCCCCUUCGCAGGCCAUCCAACCAUCGGCGCAGCCUCAUGGUUCCUGUCCCACUCGACAGACCCCGCCGACGGCAGCGGGGUCACCACCCUCGCAACAAAAUCGGGUGACAUCCCCAUUUCCGUGCAAGACAGCGCGACGAAGUAUGUGGCUGCGCAGAUUGCGCACAACACACGCAUUCAUGCUGCGCGAUUCAGCGCUUCAGAGCUAUUGCGCUUGCACCCGACCCUGGCACCGUUCAUACCGAAAGAGGCGACAUUCCCGCUGUUUUCUAUUGUCAAUGGUAUGAGUCAGUUGUUCAUUGAGUUGGCCUCGCUUGAGGCGCUGGCUGCUGUUACGCCUGCGACUGGUGGUGAGCUGAUCUCUGCUGCUGAUACUGAGUAUCUUGAUGAGGGGUGGAAGGCGGGGUUGGUCUGUGUUUAUUUCUUUGUGCGGGAUGUUUAUGAUGAUGCUUUGAAGCAGAAGGUUUUCCGCUCAAGGAUGAUGCUUGGGAAUUUGGAGGACCCUGCUACUGGUAGCUCGGCCAGUGGGCUUGCGGCUUAUUUGGCGCUUACGGAGGGCGUGGCUAGUCAGCAGCAUCAGUAUCAUUUUGUGCAGGGUGUUGAGAUGGGACGCCGGAGUGAUAUCGGUGUCGAGGUUACGCUGGAUGGGGAGAAGAAGAUUGAACAGGUUGUGCUUAGGGGCACUGCCGUUAGUGUGUCGGAGGGCAAGGUGCUGGUUCCUCGGGCUUAG
This is a messenger RNA of Penicillium soppii, 954 nucleotides long. Its product is annotated as PhzF family phenazine biosynthesis protein. Gene Ontology annotation, biological process: biosynthetic process. Gene Ontology annotation, cellular component: cytoplasm. The transcript has a single exon. Lineage: Eukaryota; Fungi; Ascomycota; Eurotiomycetes; Eurotiales; Aspergillaceae. The record is from RefSeq and is a predicted model, not a curated record. Gene Ontology annotation, molecular function: isomerase activity. The coding region runs from base 1 to 954 and encodes 317 amino acids.